ACACCUCUUACAAACAUCCACGGCCUCACAAAGCCCCCAUCGCCUUCACCCCCACCACACGCGCCCGGCCAUCCUGUCAUUGACCCCCUUCAUUGGUAUCUACGCUUGAUCCACUCACUUCUGCCUGAACAGGUGUCAUGGGUAACCAGCAGUCGAGCGCAGGAGGCGGGCCUCCAGGCGACGAUAAGAGCAAGAAAGAUAAGAAGGAUAAGCCAAAGUACGAGCCCCCGCCACAACCCACGACCCGCAUCGGCAGGAAGAAGAAGAAGGCCGCUGGUCCCAGUGCUGCCGCAAAGCUCCCCACCGUCUACCCGACCGCGCGAUGCAAGCUACGAUAUCUCCGGAUGCAGCGCAUUCACGAUCAUCUGCUGCUAGAAGAGGAGUACGUUGAGAACCAGGAGCGGCUCCGCAAGGCAAGGGCUGUCAAGGAAGGAAAUGCGCCCGCCGCAUCAACCGCCGGAGAAGGGGCGGAAGACCGGAAUGCCGACGAGCGCUCGCGCGUCGACGACAUGCGAGGCAGUCCCAUGGGCGUUGGCAAUCUGGAGGAGCUCAUCGACGACGACCAUGCCAUUGUCUCGAGCGCGACAGGCCCCGAAUACUACGUUUCCAUCAUGUCUUUCGUCGACAAGGAUCUACUCGAGCCUGGCGCGAGCAUCCUCCUGCACCACAAGUCCGUCUCAGUGGUUGGUGUGCUCACAGACGAUGCCGAUCCGUCCGUCUCAGUCAUGAAGCUCGACAAGGCACCCACCGAAUCAUACGCAGAUAUUGGUGGUCUUGAGUCGCAGAUUCAAGAAGUACGAGAGGCCGUCGAGCUGCCUCUUCUACAUCCGGAGCUGUACGAGGAGAUGGGUAUUAAGCCACCGAAAGGUGUCAUUCUGUACGGUGCCCCCGGUACCGGAAAGACACUGUUGGCCAAGGCUGUCGCCAACCAGACAAGCGCUACGUUCCUGCGCAUCGUUGGCAGUGAGCUUAUCCAAAAGUACCUUGGAGACGGACCCAGGCUAGUCCGACAGCUGUUUCAGACAGCUGCUGAGAAUGCCCCCUCUAUUGUCUUCAUUGAUGAAAUCGAUGCCAUUGGUACCAAGCGUUACGAAUCGACCUCUGGAGGUGAGCGAGAAAUUCAAAGAACUAUGCUGGAACUCCUGAACCAGCUGGACGGUUUCGACGACCGUGGUGACGUCAAGGUCAUCAUGGCUACCAACAAGAUUGAGACGCUGGACCCUGCCCUCAUUCGCCCUGGUCGUAUCGAUCGAAAGAUUCUCUUUGAGAAUCCUGAUCAAACCACCAAGAAGAAGAUCUUUACUCUACACACCUCCAAGAUGUCACUCAAUGAGGAUGUUGAUCUUGACGAAUUCAUCAACCAGAAAGACGACCUCUCCGGUGCUGACGUCAAGGCCAUCUGUUCCGAGGCCGGUCUCAUGGCCCUACGUGAGCGCCGUAUGCGUGUAAACAUGGAAGACUUCAGGACUGCCAGGGAGCGUGUGCUCAAGACGAAGACUGAGGGUGAGCCUGAGGGCUUGUACUUGUAGGUUUGAGACACGAGUUAUGUCUUGUAUCAUAUUCCCAACCUUUAGCUACACGCCAGUGUGCUGGUUGCAGUCAAAGCUUGGUUAUCAUAGAGCCAUAAUUCCAUGACCAGUCAUCUUCUGUGCUA
This is a messenger RNA of Bipolaris sorokiniana ND90Pr, 1654 nucleotides long. RefSeq lists its product as uncharacterized. The transcript has 4 exons. Gene Ontology annotation, biological process: proteasome-mediated ubiquitin-dependent protein catabolic process. The record is from RefSeq and is a predicted model, not a curated record. Gene Ontology annotation, cellular component: proteasome regulatory particle, base subcomplex. NCBI's taxonomy places the organism in Eukaryota, Fungi, Ascomycota, Dothideomycetes, Pleosporales, Pleosporaceae. Gene Ontology annotation, molecular function: ATP hydrolysis activity; proteasome-activating activity; ATP binding. Bases 138 to 1529 code for a protein of 463 amino acids.